AAUCGAAUUUUAGCCACCCUACCUCCUACCUCGUUACAUCUUCUCGGUUAAUAAAGAAAAAGAAUUUCUCCUGAUAUGGAGUGAAAUGAUCCUUACAAGUCUUGUUAUGCACCUUCCUUCAUCAACAACAAAAGUAAACUUCAAGGAUAAGGGCAAAAGUCCCAAGUAUGAGCUUGGGUAAUUCAUUUGGUCUCUGUUUCUUCCAUUCAUUACUAAAAUCACAGCUUCAAACUAAAACAUUGAAAUCUUCUUUACUUAUUUUUCGUCAGUUACUACAAUCCAAUUUAAAGCCAUCUGAUCUCACUUUCUCUCUUCUCAUCAAGGCCUCAGCUUCAUCUUCCUUUGCUUCAAAUUCACUUAAAUCUAAGAUAGAAGCCAAUCAAAUACAUACCCAUUUAUUUAAAUCCGGCAUUAUUCAACUUGUGUACGUUAAAACUGGUCUUCUUAACUUGUAUGUAAAAUUGGGUUGCAUUGAAAAUGCUCGCUUUUUGUUUGAAGAAAUGCCUGACAGAGAUGUGGUUGCUUGGAAUGCCCUGAUUUCCGGGUAUUCAAAAAAUUGUUAUGAUAUUUUUGCUUUUAAUCUUUUCAUUGAAAUGGUCAGAGAGGGGUUCAGGCCUGAAGCUACGACGUUGGUUGGUUUGGUUCCUUCUUGCGGGACGCUUGAGUUAGCGUUUCAAGGGAAAUCUAUUCAUGGAUUUGGAGUUAAAGCUGGGUUAGAUAAGGACUCUAAGGUGAAAAAUGCGCUUACUUCGAUGUAUGCAAGAUGUGGGGAAUUGGAAGGGGCAGAAAUUUUGUUUGAAGAAAUGGUAGAAAAAAGUGUAGUUUCCUGGAAUACCAUGAUUGGUGCUUAUGGACAAAACGGUUUGUUUGAUGAAGCGAUGGUUUCAUUCAAUAAAAUGAGAGCGCAAGCUUUGGAAGCUAAUUCUGUAACACUUAUGAGCCUUCUAUCUGCUAAUGCAGACCCUGAAACACUUCAUUGUUUGGCUAUUAAAGUCGGUUUUGUAAACAAUGCUUCUGUGAUUGCUUCUUUAGUUUGUGUAUAUGCGAAAUGUGGAGAUAGUGAAUCUGCUGAAUUGCUUCAUAAGUCAUUGUCUCAAGAAAAUUUGGUUUCCUUGACUGCUCUUGUCUCAAGCUAUGCUGAGAAAGGGAACAUGGAUAAGGUAAUACCAUGCUUUACUCGGAGUCAGAUGCUCGAUAUGGAAUUGGAUGAAGUUGCAAUGGUUAGCAUUCUCCAUGGGGUUAAAAAUCCUGCUAACAUUGCUAUUGGACUUGCUUUUCAUGGUUAUGGAAUAAAGACUGGUCUUUUCAUACAUUGUUUGGUUGCAAAUGGGCUAAUAAGCAUGUAUUCAAGGUUCAAUGAUAUAGAAGCUGUAUUCUCUUUGUUCUCUGAGAUGCAGGAAAAACCAUUAAUCAGUUGGAACUCGAUAAUAUCUAGUUGUGUGCAGGCUGGAAGAACUGGCGAUGCCAAGGAGUUAUUUUGUCAAAUGAGGAUGUAUGGACAUGUACCAGAUGGCAUCACCAUUGCUACUAUGCUAUCUGGGUGUUCACAAUUGGGUUAUUUACAGUUUGGUAAAAAGCUUCAUGGUUUUAUCCUUAGGAAUAAUCUAGAAAUGGAAGAUUUUAUUGGUACUGCUCUUAUACACAUGUAUGUCAAGUGUGGAACCAUUGAGCUAGCUGAACAAAUCUUCAAGAGCAUCAAAGAACCAUGUUUGGCAACAUGGAAUACAAUGAUUACAGGUUAUGGUAUAGGCGGAUUCGAAAAUAAAGCAUUUAAUCACUACACUGAAUUGCAAAAAAGAGGGUUAAAGCCUGAUAAAAUCACAUUCUUGGGUGUUUUAGCUGCUUGCAUCCACGGUGGUAACGUUGAUAAAGGAAGAAGAUACUUCCAGAUGAUGGUAGAAGAAUUUGGCAUAUCACCAAGCCUUCAACACUGUGCAAGCAUGGUUGCACUGCUUAGCCGUUGUGGCUACUUUGGGGAAGCAUUGUUAUUCAUCAGGAAUAUGGAAUCCAGGCCAGAUUCUGCAGUGUGGGGAGCUUUGCUCAAUGGUUGUUGCAUCCACCAAGAGGUCAAACUUGGGGAAUAUUUAGCCAAGAAAUUGUAUUUUUUGGACCACAGAAAUGGUGGCCUUUAUGUCUUGAUGUCAAAUCUUUAUGCUUCAAAAGGGAUGUGGGAUGAUGUAGCAAGAGUGAGGCAAAUUAUGAAGGACACUGGAGGGGAUGGCUGUUCAGGAACUAGCCUGAUCGAGCUGACUUAAUAAUGUUGCCGCCAAUGUCUUGCAAGAAGAACCUUAGAACUAGCUUGGACCAGGAAUGAUAAAAUAACCUGUAAUCUGUUAAAUUGCCCAUUGAAUAACCCAAAAAAGCUUAAAUCUCUACCUUCACAUUGGCAGUAACACCCCUAAAGCCAAAUGGAUCACUUUCGAGAAGCUCACAUCUUACCCUUCUUGAAAAUCAUUGGUCUGGAUGGAGAAGAAGAGAGUAACGAGGAGGAAAACAAGGAAUCUUGGUGCGUUUUGAAGGUUGGUAACAAAAUUAAAGUGGAAAUGCAGUCGAAAACUUUUAGAGAUGAACCUUGGUCGAUUUCGUAGCAAAGGGAGUUUGGGCAAUGAAGUUUUUUAGUGAUGAAGUUUAUAGAAUCUUUGUUAGAAAGUUUAAUGAUUGUUUGUUUGAGAAUACACAUGGGUUUGAGUCUGAUGAUGCUAACAUGGUUAAAGUUUAUGGGGCAAAUUUUACUGGUUGGGAAAUGCCUGAAGCAGCUGAUGAUUCUAUCUGGGAAGAUGCUGAGGAUGCUUCCUUGAGAGUUUCCCAAUCUACGACCCAGUGACGGCAAAUCAGGAUCUUCGAGGAGUCUGAGGAGGUGGCAUAUGAAGGGAUACAAAGCUUGGCUUUGGGGGUAUUGGAUCAUAGUUUCUUGGUUGGUGAUUCUGGUGUCCAAGUUAAGAAUUUUGCAAAUGGGAUUCAUGGCAAAGGUGUUUAUGUAAGUUACGAUCAUGGGAAUCCAAAGAGUUCUUUGUAUUUGGUGCAUUUGAUGUCAAAAAAAGGUGCUUCUUAUGAAAGCUGAGAUGAAUGUGCUUCUAAUGAGUUCUAAGCUCGGGGAUUCGGAAGCCUCGCACAACAGGGCUUUAUCAGCUGGAUAUUGAGACCAGAAAGAUUGUUACUGAAUGGAAGUUCGGGAAAGAUGGGGCUGAUAUUUCAAUGAGGUAUAUCAGAAAUGAUAGCAAGGGAUCACAAUUGGAACCCGUCAGAAACCGCAUUUUUAUGACAAUAGGAUUUGCUGGUGGAUACACUAGACCAAAAUGGGAUGGUUCAGAAUCUUGCUACUAGUUAUUGGGUAUAAGUGCAUCAUCAGCGUCCAAGAGGGACUAACUUCCAAUGCUUUGCAAGCCCUCGGAAUGCUCUACUGUUGUUGGAUCUCUCAAUGGGAAGAUUCAGUUUUAUUCAACCAAUUCUAUGAGACAGGCAAGAACAACUUUUCCUGGCCUUGGGUUUCCCAGGACUCAUGUUUAUGUUACGUUUGAUGGGAAGUAUUAGGAUCAACUGGUACCUAUUUGAUCCUUAUUUGCACCCUUUUUGGCAACAAGGAUGGAAAGACAAAGACAGGUUUUAGUGGGUGUUUGGGGAACAGGAUAGAGCUCCACGUUUGUUGAAGCUAACUCCCCUGGAUUCACAUUUAGCAGGGGCCAAUUACAAGUUCAAAAAUGCUCAGCUUUCAUGGUUCAAGUUUCAUCGAGUGCCACUACUAAAGGAUGAUGAAUGGCAUGAGGAUUGAGGAGGGUGGAAAGGACUAUAGAGUACGGAAAGACUCCAUUGUCACUUAAUAGAUAGCGUACAUAGUGCUUGCAACAGUUCCUCUCCCCUUUUAGGUCUCAGGUCACCAAGAACAGGAAGCAAGAGCACCAUCUAGUCGGAACGGUAGGCAAGUUUAGUGUAAUAUGGGACUUCCAACAGGUGAAAAACGGAUCUCACACAUGCUACCAUAUUCACGAGGGUUUGAAGAGCUGUUAGAGUCCUUACGGAUGACUCCAUUGUUGACAAUCGUUUCGUGCAUGAUAAGUUUGCAGUCACUGACUCUCAUGAAACCCCACUAGUUGUUGCCACCCCUCUAAAAGUCCGUUCGUUCAGCAUUUCAAGCAGGCAGUUAUUUGUUCCACUACCACUCUUCCCUAAUUUGUAACUUUCCGAAUUUUACCAAAGAAGUCGCUGCUGCAUUUGUAGAGCUUCUCAACUGUAUUUUUCUUUUCUCAAUUGUUAUUUUCCUUGUUAGAUUAAGCUGGCUUGCAUGUGUAUCUGGCAACACUACUACUGUAAUGAUCUCCCUUUUGCUAGUUAAUUGUUGUUACUAUAGUUU
Messenger RNA from Gossypium arboreum, 4348 nucleotides. RefSeq names its product pentatricopeptide repeat-containing protein At2g04860. The record is from RefSeq and is a predicted model, not a curated record. Gene Ontology annotation, molecular function: protein binding; RNA binding. The transcript is spliced from 3 exons. Bases 168 to 2255 code for a protein of 695 amino acids. Gene Ontology annotation, biological process: RNA modification. Lineage: Eukaryota; Viridiplantae; Streptophyta; Magnoliopsida; Malvales; Malvaceae.